AUAUCUGAAGAAUAACGAAAGAAAUAGACUAGAAGAUCUGGGACUAUUAUAUGAACAGACUGGUAGAACACUGAGCCUCACUGUAAAGCAGCUUCACAAAGUACAACAGUUACUAUAGUAAUUUAGUCUUUGAUGAACAUCAGUUGGUCUGAGUGUCUCCGUUUGAUCCUCCUUCUUCUCCAACUCACCACUGUCUCCACACAGGAGAGGUUUGAGGUUCUUGGUCCAGUUGAUCCUGUAGUUGCUGUAGCUGGUGAAGAUGUUGUUCUGCCCUGUUACCUCAAACCCAACAUCAGUGCUGUGGACCUGAGUGUCGAGUGGUUCAGAGCUCAGACCGACGACCCACUUGUACAUCUUUAUCGGGAUCAUGAGGACAGAAAUGAGAAUCAGCUUCCAUCCUACAGGGGAAGGACAUCACUGUUCCUCGAACAACUGAAGAAUGGGAACACGUCAUUAAAAGUGAAAAAUGUGCGAGUAUCUGACAAUGGAGAAUAUAAAUGUCUUGUCCAGUCAGAGAAUUUUUUUGAGGAUUCUUCCAUUCAAGUCUCUAUUAAAGCUGUAGGAACCCAACCAGUGAUCUCCAAUGAGGGAUAUAAAGAAGGAGGGAUCAGUCUGGUGUGUGAAUCUAAAGGCUGGUACCCUCAGCCUCAAGUGGUCUGGAUGGACAGUGAAGGACACAGUCUCCCUGCUGGACACACAGAGAUGCACAGAGACAGUAUGGACCACUAUAUUGUGAGACGACGUGUUAUUGUACAGGAGACCGAGAACAACAGGUUCACCUGUCGAGUUCUACAGCAACAGUUAAAUGAAAUGAAAGAGACAAUAACUUACAUCCCUGGUGAGAUGUUCCAUCGUGCCCAUCCCUGGAAGGUGACGUUUGCUGUCAUCUUCAGCCUGGCUGCUGUUUGUAUUAUUGGAUGCACAGUUUUGAUUCACCGUUUUGUAAAACUGCGGAAAAAGAGAGCUCAGCUCAAAGAACAGCAUGGUGAGCUCAAAGAACAGCAUGGUGAGCUCAUGAAACAGGAUGGUGAGCUCCAAGAGCAGCACGGUGAGCUCAAAAAACAGCAUGGUGAGCUCCAAGAGCAGCACGGUAGGUAAUACAGCUGUAUAAAAGUGAUGACUGGAAAUGUUUCGAUUUCAUAUCUUUCAGAUAAAUAUCAAAAAUAAUUUCCUGUCUC
Messenger RNA from Scleropages formosus (Asian bonytongue), 1178 nucleotides. Its product is annotated as butyrophilin subfamily 1 member A1-like. Bases 133 to 1098 code for a protein of 321 amino acids. Gene Ontology annotation, biological process: T cell receptor signaling pathway; regulation of cytokine production. Lineage: Eukaryota; Metazoa; Chordata; Actinopteri; Osteoglossiformes; Osteoglossidae. Gene Ontology annotation, molecular function: signaling receptor binding. The record is from RefSeq and is a predicted model, not a curated record. Gene Ontology annotation, cellular component: external side of plasma membrane. The transcript has 11 exons.